AAGAAAUUGUCACUCCUAAAGAAACAAAGCUGCAUUUAUGCUUCAGUCCUUCAGCCCACUCCCUCAAUCCUUCUCCAUGGCCCCUUGUCUGGUACUGUACUUCAUUCUACGCUCACUUGUGCAAACAGGACAGAUCUUGCAAGAGGUUACAAAAGAGCACAGAAAAAUAUUGAGCAAUUAGCAGAUAUAACAUUUUAUAUACAAGGAAAUAUGAAGACUGUACAGGUUGUUGUUUUGAUGGUUGCCGUCUUGGGAGUAAUUGCAACCCCCACUGGUCGACUUUCCUGUUACAAGAAAAUCCUGAGGGAUCGAAAUUGUCAUAACAUCCCAGAGGGACUGGACCAUCUUAGAUCCCUGGAUGGAAAUCUCCAGGACCUGUUUUGGGAAGGGAACAGAUGUGAGAUGGUCUGUUACUGUAAUUUUAAUGAAUUGCUCUGCUGUCCAAAAGAUAUAUUCUUUGGACCGAAGAUAUCUUUUGUGAUUCCUUGUAACAAGCCUUGAUAAAUAAUGAGUUGGAUUAAUUACAACAAGAAGAUUGACUGACCAUGAAAAUGUGAUAUUAUUAAACGUAUUACCACAAGCACGAUGUAAAUAAAGAACAUGAGUACCA
Molecule: messenger RNA, 610 nt
Organism: Pelobates fuscus (common spadefoot toad)
Lineage: Eukaryota; Metazoa; Chordata; Amphibia; Anura; Pelobatidae
Gene: SCRG1
Product: stimulator of chondrogenesis 1
Exons: 3
Coding region: 211-501 (96 amino acids)
Cellular component (GO): neuron projection terminus; Golgi apparatus
Source: RefSeq, a predicted model, not a curated record